GCGUACCGCAGCGGCCGCCGCCUGCAGCUGCUGCAGAUGCUGGUGCUGCCGUUCGUGCCGGUGCUCGCGCUCAUCGUGCAGACCUCGCUCAGCCUGCGCGACACGCUCGUCGACCGCCAGGAGGUCGGCGACAUAGAGGCGCAGGUGACAAUAGCCACGGACCUGGGCAAACUGGUGACCAGAAUACAGCAGGAGCGCUCAGAAGUGGCCUUCUACAUCUUCACCAACGGCAGCACACUCAGGUCCAACCUGACGCAGCGCUUCCUGGUGACGGAUGAGGCGCUUGCAACCAUGGACUCGUGGCCCACAGUCUCGUUGCCGGGCUUUGAGGGGGAGCUCAACAAGUCCUCCUUCAUCAACAGACUCAUAGAGUUCAGGCGUAAGACCUACUCAGACGAGAGCACGCUGCCCGAGGUGCUGCACUGGUACACGUCUGUGAACGCCGCCAUGUUGGAGCACCUCACCAACCAGAUCAAGGAGACGGACAGCAGUGGUGUCUGGAGGUAUCUGAUAGCAUUCAAGAACCUGCUGCGCAGCAUAGAGAACAUGGGCAUCGCCAUGGUGUACGGUAUUAACUACUACGGCCGUGGGCCGCUGGUCGGCAACAACUACAUCGAGUACGUGCGGCACGAGGCGAUCGGCAACGACCUGCUGCACUCUUCCUUCAACUACGUGCCUUCCAUAGGCAAAAAGUACGACCAGCUCACCGCCCAAAUGGAGGACUACAGCGGUAUUCAAAAGAGGAAGAAAGAAAUCUUUGGUAAUAAAAAGCGACAACAGAGUGUGGACGAAGCCAUAGAAUACUUCGACAAUAUGGCCUCCUAUGUGGACGAACUGCGGAAGUUGCAGAGAGAGCUCAGAGUGAUGAUCAGGCAAUAUGUGGGGAUGAGCAUUUCGGACGCCAACCGCAAGGAGGCAUACGGCAUCGCGCUGCUGGUGCUGGUACUCAUGGUCUCCCCCGUCAUCAUCGUGCUCGUGCGCAACGCCGUCGCCACUAUACAGAUGUACUCGACACACCUGGCGCAGAAGGCGCGCGAACUGAAGCGCGAGAAGCGGAUCAGCGACAUGCUGCUGUGCCAGAUGCUGCCGCCCAGCGUCGCCCAGCAGCUCAAGAGGACCCGACAGGUUCCGGCAGAAUUUUACGCAGCGGUGACUGUGUACUUCAGUGACAUCGUGGGCUUCACUGAGAUAGCAGCCAUUAGCAGCCCUCUUGAGGUAGUCACUUUUCUGAACUCCAUCUACAAGCUGUUCGACGCUCGCAUAGAGUGCUACGAUGUGUACAAGGUCGAGACCAUCGGUGAUUCUUACAUGGUGGCAUCUGGGCUACCCGUCAAGAAUGGCGACAAGCACGUGACCGAGGUGGCGACGAUGGCGCUGGACCUGCUGGCGGCCGCAGCACUCUUCCCCGUGCCGCACCGGCCCGGAGAGACACUGCAGAUCCGCUGCGGCGCCCACACGGGGCCCGUCGUCGCCGGCAUCGUCGGCUCCAAGAUGCCGCGCUACUGCCUCUUCGGCGACACCGUCAACACCGCCUCGCGCAUGGAGUCCACCGGCGAAGCAAUGAGAAUCCACAUCAGUCUUGAAAUGAAGCAGGCCCUGGAUGCUGUUGGAGGUUUCCGCACAGAGCACAGAGGACUUGUCGAUGUCAAGGGCAAAGGUUUGCUCGACACUUAUUGGCUGACGUGCAAAGAAGGAGGCAUCUCUCGAUCAGCACAUCUCAGCACAUAUCUUACAGAUACACAGCCAGUGUUCAUGAGACGUCUCAGAGAUGACACUUAUAUUUGAUGGAUUAUGGAAAGAACUGCCAGUAAUUUUAAUAUUACUAUGAUGAACCAUUAUGAAACUGUAAACAGUUUAAAUCCAAAGGUUUGGCAUGUCUUAUAGAGAAAUCAUGAAACAAUUACUUUUCCUGCCAAUCCUUUCUUACAACAUAUGUUUUGUGUAAGAAAGAGCAUAUCUACCAUUUUAACAAUGUCAUUGUACCUGAGUAAAAUUGUUAUUGUUUCAUUUCAUAUUGUAAUUAUAAGAGUUAACAGUUUUUUUUAAAAAAAAAGCAAAGAAUAUGUGGUUGAGGAAAAUUUCUUAGUUCAAGAGCUUCACUGUAUUAUAUCGAUCAUAACUUCUCAAGAAAUAUCGUUUUUUAUUAUUGACAAAUGCUGUAGACCAAGGACAACAUUGUGAAGUCUAUUGCACAUGCUGGUCUUGUGUUGUGUUUUGUUCUUUCAAUGAAUUGUUCCUCUCGAUUAAUGUUAUCACUCAUACAUCUAAAAAUGGAAACAAUAUAUGGACACACUGGCUUUAAAAUGUGUGUUACUAUAUGAGACGCUGGAACACUAAUUUAAUAUUUCACAGGUGUGUUUGAUUCCUUUAGUCACAUGCAUUUACCAGAUUUCAAAAGUAGGUAGUAAAACUAUCAACUUCUUUCCCAUUACAACUUAACAACAUUAUCCAAAGUACUGUCUCCUUGCAAUAAUCACAAAUUCCUCUUCAUAUGACAAUUCACAGAUUCCCCCCAGAUCAUGUGUGGCAUGUGUUUCCAUACUGCAGAAGGCUGUGACAUUUACCUUUCAGAACUUUGGUUCUAGGGCUAUUCAGUAAGUUCACAUACUCUAUCUCCUUCCAAUUUUGUAACGAAUUACUAAAUAACACCAACAGCUCUCUCCACGAUAAGAUUUAUAAGUAGCAUAUUUAGCUGCAGACUUCACAUACUAAAAUUGGAUAAACAUGUUACUGUCCUUUAAAUUUCGUAUCUUUCAUUUCCAGGAUUGCUAUGUUUUUAUUUUUAAUUAAUGUUUCAAUGAUGCCAAGGCACAUCAAGUUCCUUAACUUUCACUCACAUUCCUAAUUAUUGCCAAUAAGUUGGAAGCAGAAUUCAUAUUGUGCUGUAUGCUAGAGUGCAAGGAAAUAAAAAUUCAAGGAAUCAGGAACAAUACACUCACAAAACAAAACUUUCAAAUCAUGCUUUUUAUCCAACAAAUAUCAUCAGCAAGCAAAAAAAUUCUUAACAACUACAUGUGACAUGGCACAUUUCUCACACUUAUUACUUCAAAUCAUUCUGGAAACUCUCACUAGGUGGUGCAGUAAAGUGCUGCAUUUUAAUGCACUCUGAUUCAUACUGAUUGAACUGCUCCCCGAAUUAUGGAAUCAUAUUCUGUGUGACUUAAAAAUAAAUGACAAGAAGACAUAAAACAUAGACAAAUGGAAGAAACCAAAACAAGACACAAAGAAAAUACAUUCAAAUAUUGACAAACUAGCGAACAAUGCAUGACAAAAACAGACUAAAAUAAAAGAUUAUAGUUCCUUUAUAGGAAGCAUGACUGAUUCACUGCAGAAAAGGCUGUUGGGAUCCAGUAUGUACAACAGGAGCUUUGUUGAGCUGAAGAGGUAAUUAACAGCAUUAAUAUUGGGAAAAAAUGUUCACAACUGCCUUAUUUGUUCAUCAUAUACAGAAGUUUUAUGAUGAUCAUGGACAAACACAAUAAACAAUGCAAUACGAAAAAUAGAAGUUUAUGCCACACAAGAUGACAGCACAGAAAAUGGUCAAAUAAAGCAGAACCUCAACAUAAACCCAUGUGCCGUUUUUUAUGUGCACUCUAGAGCAUAUGAACUGUGAAGGGAGGGAACAUGCAUGUCAUACACAUAAUUGCUCAAGAAAACGUUACAGCUUUAAAAACUUAUGUGAUAUAUUUGACAACUUUUAUUUCUGAGUCCAGUGUGAAUUCAAUGCUUCCUUUACAUGGUGAAUGGUUGUCUUUCACCUUAU
Molecule: messenger RNA, 3763 nt
Organism: Schistocerca serialis cubense
Lineage: Eukaryota; Metazoa; Arthropoda; Insecta; Orthoptera; Acrididae
Product: receptor-type guanylate cyclase gcy-19
Exons: 13
Coding region: 37-1785 (582 amino acids)
Biological process (GO): cGMP biosynthetic process; intracellular signal transduction; receptor guanylyl cyclase signaling pathway
Molecular function (GO): guanylate cyclase activity; peptide receptor activity
Source: RefSeq, a predicted model, not a curated record